This is a messenger RNA of Anneissia japonica, 997 nucleotides long. Its product is annotated as histamine H2 receptor-like. Gene Ontology annotation, molecular function: G protein-coupled receptor activity. The coding region runs from base 35 to 997 and encodes 320 amino acids. Gene Ontology annotation, cellular component: membrane. Lineage: Eukaryota; Metazoa; Echinodermata; Crinoidea; Comatulida; Comatulidae. The transcript has a single exon. The record is from RefSeq and is a predicted model, not a curated record. Gene Ontology annotation, biological process: G protein-coupled receptor signaling pathway.
CUACAAACAUUUCAGCCAUUUCCAAAUUAACACGAUGGACACAACAAAACUGAUAUACAGUAUCAUCGGUGCAGUCGGCUGUUCGACUAAUGGGUUUGCGCUAUUCAUUCUAUUUCACUUACAGAAUCGGUUCAGUACAACAACUCUCUUAAUCUCAAAUCAGUGUAUCAUCGACGUUUUUGCAUCUUUGACGUCGCUUUGUCUUUUUCUCGAUCCAGACUUGAUGACUCGGCUCCCAGAAUCAAACGUUGCAGCAACAUUUAUUUGUAAGUUCUGGUCAAGCAAGUAUAUAUUCUGGUCAUGUACAUACACCUCAACGGCUAACCUUGUGGUACUUACAUUUGAUCGUUACUUUGCUGUAAUAUAUCCACUAAAAUACAAUAUGCUCAAGGAAAAGGCGAAGAUAAAAGUAUUACUUUUGCUGAUUCCCUGGAUAUGUGGUUUUGGAUUUAUAUUCCUGUGGCUAAUGGUACACAGUGUAAAGAAUGGAGAGUGUAUCCAAAGUUGGCCAAGUGUUGGUUAUCAGAAAGCGUAUUCUUUGAUGUGUGGUAUGUACAUCCUUGUUGCUCCUGUGAGUGUAAUGCUGUUUGUUUACUUUAACAUUUUUCGUGCACUCCGAGAACGAGUUGGAGAUGGUUCAUCCGCUGUAAGUGAGAACAGUGCAGCCAGACGACUGAAUAUCAUUAAGACAAUGGUGAUAGUUGGUGUAACGUACGUUAUUUGUUGGGCUCCGACCGAAAUAUGUUUUAUCUAUUUUACAUUGGGUGGCGAGUUUGAUUUUAAUGGAUCAAUUUACUACAUUACAGUAGCAAUGUCUUUGUGUAACAUCUGCAUAAAUCCCAUUAUAUACACGUUCAAAUAUAAUGACUUUAGAGUUGGUGUGCAAAAAACUCUGCCAUGUUUUAAAUACCUACUUACUCUGCCAUGUCAUAAGUCUGCAUCUACAAUACAACAAGCUUUUCCAUCGGGAACUGUAUCAACAAACGUCGUGACGUAG